Cannabis sativa is the source of this 1776-nucleotide messenger RNA. RefSeq lists its product as uncharacterized. The transcript has a single exon. NCBI's taxonomy places the organism in Eukaryota, Viridiplantae, Streptophyta, Magnoliopsida, Rosales, Cannabaceae. Bases 1 to 1776 code for a protein of 591 amino acids. The record is from RefSeq and is a predicted model, not a curated record.
AUGGCAUCAGAACAUAAGGAUUGUGAUGGAAGAAUUCGAUGUCCUUGUGUGAGAUGUAUAAAUAGUAGGUUUGAAAAAAUAGAUAGGGUUAGAGCACACGUAUUUGAUCGAGAUUUCAUGCAAGGAUAUGAGAAGUGGAUUUAUCACGGCGAGCCUGAGGAUGUUGUCAAUGAUGUAGCAGUUGCCGAUGUUGAAUCAGAGGAUGAAAUGAUUCCUAUUCUAGAAGACUUCUUUCCCCCAACAACAGAGGAUGUACAAGGAGAAGAUGAACAACCAACCACAAACCCUCAUUUUGAUGACUUAUUUGAGGAAAUUGAAGCUGAAUUGUAUCCCGGUUGUGAUUGGAUUUUGUCUCUCAACUUUUUAGCAAAGCUAUUGCAUUUAAAAGUUAGAGGAAAAAUUCCUAAUAACAUCUUUGAAGAAUUGUUGAAGCUUUUAAAGUUUGCAUUUCCGAAGGAAAAUAAUAUUCCAGCAACUUACUACGAGGCAAAAAAGAGAUUGAAGAAAUUAGGCUUGGGUUAUGACUCUAUCCAUGUCUGUUUGUAUAAUUGUUGCCUAUUUUAUAAGGAGAAUGCAUCCAAGGAGGCUUGUCCAGUUUGCGGAAUUAGUCGUUGGGUUACUUCCGAGAACGGCAAAGCAAAAAAAGUUCCUUGCAAAGUCAUGCGAUACUUUCCGUUGACACCUCGACUUAAAAGAUUAUAUAGUUCGAGGAUUACAGCGAAGAGCAUGAUAUGGCAUCAUACUGGAAAAUCAAAAGAUGAUGGGGUGUUGCGACACCCGGUCGAUGGUUUAGCUUGGAAAGACUUUGAUGCAAAACAUCCCGAAUUUGCAAGGGACCCAAGAAAUGUUCGACUUGGGUUAGCUGCUGAUGGAUUUAAUCCAUUUGGCAACAUGAGUCUUGCAUACAGCAUGUGGCCAGUGGUGUUGGCUAACUAUAAUCUACCACCUUGGUUAUGUAUGAAAGAUAAUUAUUUUUUGCUAUCUACCCUAAUUCCUGGUGCAAAAUCUCUUGGUAAAGACAUGGAUAUAUUUUUAAGACCUUUGGUGGAUGAAUUAAAGGAGUUGUGGAAUAAUGGGGUACCAACGAGAGAUAGUUCGACCAACUCGAUGUUCACCAUGCGUGCUGCGCUUUUGUGGACAGUGAAUGAUUUUCCUGCUCGUAGUAGCUUGUCUGGGUGGAGUGGUCAAGGUUAUAAAGCUUGCCCUACUUGUAAUGAAGACACGACGUCCAUUCGAGUGAUCGGGAAGACGUCAUAUGUUAUUCAUAGAAGGUUCUUGCUAAGUAACCAUGCAAUGAGAAGGGAUACUCGAUUUGAUGGUAAAGUUGAAAGAAGACCUCCUUCAAGACGAUUUACUUGUGAAGAGAUAUUAUCACAAGUUAAUACUCUCGAACCCCGAAUUCCCGGACAUCAUGAAAAUUUUGGGGGCGUGAAACGUAGAAGAGUUGCAGAAACUUGUAAUUGGAGGAAAAAAAGUAUUUUCUACGAGUUAGAGUAUUGGAGCACGAAUAUUUUAAAACACAACAUUGAUGUCAUGCAUGUUGAGAAGAAUGUGUGUGAUAGUCUCCUAGGAACCAUCUUGGAUAAUGAUAAAUCAAAGGACACAACCAAUGCGCGACAUGAUUUAAAGAAGAUGGGUAUUAGGGAAUCGUUGUGGAUUUAUGAAGAUGGGAAUGGGAGGCUAAUGAAACCGCAUGCUCCUUAUGUUUUGACUCGUGAGAAAAGACAACUUUUUUGUCAGUUUGUUAAAGGAAUAAAGUUUCCCGAUGGCUUCUGA